Messenger RNA from Dermatophagoides farinae (American house dust mite), 2166 nucleotides. RefSeq names its product Purine-rich binding protein-alpha (gene Pur-alpha). Gene Ontology annotation, biological process: regulation of transcription by RNA polymerase II. Gene Ontology annotation, cellular component: nucleus. NCBI's taxonomy places the organism in Eukaryota, Metazoa, Arthropoda, Arachnida, Sarcoptiformes, Pyroglyphidae. The record is from RefSeq and is a predicted model, not a curated record. Gene Ontology annotation, molecular function: RNA polymerase II transcription regulatory region sequence-specific DNA binding; purine-rich negative regulatory element binding; DNA-binding transcription factor activity, RNA polymerase II-specific.
UGACUCUCCUUGAGUUUUUCUGUUCUUUCCUAAAGACGCGUUUGUUUUAUCGUUGUUUUUUUUUUGUUGUUACAAUUUGCUGUUACCAAUGAAAUGAAAGGAUGAAAAUGGUGUGCUGUGUUGUUGUAUGUCAGUGUUUUUAGACUGAGUUGUCCUGUUGUUUUCAUUUUUUUUCUGAUUUGUUUGGUUUGGUUUUAUUUUUGCUAGGUUUUUGUCUUUCUGUUCUUGUGUAUGUAUGUGUGUUUGUAACUGUGUUUGUGUGUGUGUGUGUGUGUGUGUGUGUUGGGUUGAAGAAGGUGAAGAAGAAUAAGGAUUUGGUUGGUUGAAAGGUCGUGAAUGUGUGUGUGUGUGUGUGUGUGUAUGCUGUUGAUAUAAUCCGGUAUUAAUCACCAUCAUCAUCAUUAUCGUAUCGAACGUUUGGAUCCAACGUGUUUAAAGAACCGGCUUGUUUUUGUGUGUAUAUGUGUGCCUGUGUGUCUUUAUUUUAAAAAAGGGUGACAUAUUGUCAUUUGAUUGUGUUGAUAUAUAAUUCUUUUAAUUUGAAUUCGGAUAAGAUUCAUUCAAUAAAAUAAAAAAAAAUCAGCGAAUCAAUGUUGUCGUCGAUGAUUCUAGGACCAAAGAUUCUUUCUUUAUCUUUGUUUGUGCACCAUCGUCAUAGUGAUUGUUGUUGUCAGAAUAAAUUUUGGAAAUAAUUAUUAUCGGCCAUUAACAUCUCUGUUUUUUAUUGAUCAAGAAGCUGGGUUUUGUACUACGACAGCAAAAAAGAAAAUUCAUCGAACGUCAAUUUCGACUAAAAUCGAUUGUUUGUUUGUGUGUGUGUGUGUACCACAUUGUGUGUUCACAAAUUCAUAAUCAUUUGUAAAAAAAAAAACCAACAAGAAGAAAAAAAAUGUCUGACGAUCGAAGUGGAGACGAUUCUCAUCAGACAUCUAGUAAUGUCUCAUCAGCUGGUGGUGAACAGCCAACCCAACAGAAUGAACAAGAAUUGGCUACAAAAACUUUGUAUAUCCAACAUAAACGUUUCUAUUUGGAUGUCAAACAAAAUCAUCGUGGAAGAUUUAUCAAAGUGGCUGAAGUUGGCAGCGCUGGACGAAAAAGUCGAUUAUUAUUAUCGAUGGCUGCAUCACGAGAAUUUCGUGAUCAUUUAACAACUUUUUCUGAGCUCUAUGCUUCAUUAGGUCCACCGAAUCUUGAUAAUUAUCCUGAAGAUGGCAAAAUCAAAUCAGAAAUUAUCAUUAAAGAUAAUAGAAGAUAUUUUCUCGAUCUAAAGGAAAAUACUCGUGGUCGUUUUCUAAGGGUUUCGCAAUCAUUUACACAUGGUGGAACCCGAACACAAAUUGCAAUUCCGGCACAAGGAAUGAUUGAAUUUCGAGAUGCUUUGACCGAUUUACUUGAUGAAUUUGGUACCGAAGAAGGGGGAUUUCGAGAUGCAUUACCGGAAGGAACGAAUUUCCGGGUUGAGAAUAAAAAAUUCUAUUUUGACAUUGGACAGAAUAAAAUUGGUGUUUUUAUGCGUAUAUCAGAGGUAAAAAGUAGUACGCGUUCAUCGAUCACCAUUCCAGAAAGAUCAUGGGCUCGUUUUCGUGACAUAUUUGCUGAAUAUGUUGAUAAAAUGAAUCCAAAUAAUAAUAGUACCAAUAUAACAUCAGCCACCACUUCAGGUGGUGUUGCAUCAACUAGUGGUGGUGUAGGUGGUACAGGUGAUGAAAGUGGUGAAAAAACUACAACAACAAUUACUACGGGUACCAAAUCAAGUAAAUCACAACAAGAAUCAUCAUCAUCAUCAGCAACAACAGCAUCAACGUCAUCAUCAUCAACAUCGGCUAAAUGAUUUCAAACAAAACAAAACAAAAAAACUCAAAUCAAAUCAACUCAAAAUCUUCAAAUAAUUAAUUGACAAAAACAAAAAAAAAAAAAAUGAUUUGUUGUUGUUGUUGUUGCUGCUGCUUGGCCUAGUAAUGAUUUUCAUCUCAUGUUCCACUAUCCCAAAUCAUCAUCAUCAUCAUCAUUAUUAUUAUUAUAUAAUUAAUAUAAAUAUAUAUGAAUUUCAAUAAUAUUCAGCAAUUUGCAAGCACGCACGUCAAGAAAAGAUUUAUCAAAUUUUCAGAUGAUUAUGAUUAUUAUUAUUAUAUUUCAAUAUAUUUCAAAAUUUGAAAGAAAGAAAGA